Papaver somniferum (opium poppy) is the source of this 747-nucleotide messenger RNA. Its product is annotated as CASP-like protein 4B4. NCBI's taxonomy places the organism in Eukaryota, Viridiplantae, Streptophyta, Magnoliopsida, Ranunculales, Papaveraceae. Bases 68 to 628 code for a protein of 186 amino acids. The record is from RefSeq and is a predicted model, not a curated record. The transcript is spliced from 3 exons.
CUCUUUUGCUUCAUUAGCUCAAAUUCAUCCCAAUACCUCUAGCUUGAUAUAUCCAGAGUACUCAACAAUGGAGCAUUACAAGGAAACCACCACUAGACAACCAGCCGGAGCAUCGGCAACUGUGAACCCUCAGACAGACAUGGAGUGGGGUGGUCGAGCAACACCAACGAUAAUUGUGAGGCCGGGGAAGAGUGAGAAAGGAAGUUUGAUCUUAAGAGUGGCAGCUUUAGUGUUUUCGGCAAUAUCAUUCAUUAUUAUGGCCACUAUCAAAGAUUCCAAUGAAUUCCAUGAAUCAAGGUAUGUAUUGGCCGGUGGCAUCCUUUCCACGAUUUACAACGUCUUUCAAGUUUCGCGUCAAGGUUAUUACUUGUCGACCGGAAAAUCUCUGUUCGAGCAGCGUACUACUAUUCUCGUCAAUUUCAUUGGAGAUCAGAUUACUGCAUAUCUAUUGGUAUCAUGUGCAUCGGCAAUGGCACCGUAUGUUGCUACGUUGAGGGCAGUUGAAGAUGGCUUAUUAGCAACUCACGAGACAUCAAAUUUGGUUGCAGCUUCCACUAGCAUGGCUUUCUUAGCGUUCUUUCCUAUGGCCGUGUCAGCUAUGAUAUCUGCUUACAAGCUCAAGAAUUAGAGCAUAUUCCGAAGCUGUUUUGUGUUUCCUUUUCAUUUUUUUACUUGAUAUAUUUUGAUAUAAACCAUUUUUUUUACUUUUGCGUUUUACUGUGUAAUUCAGCUAAUUUUGAAUGUUUC